This is a messenger RNA of Durusdinium trenchii, 2013 nucleotides long. The record is from the annotation of a GenBank genome assembly. Lineage: Eukaryota; Dinophyceae; Suessiales; Symbiodiniaceae.
AUGCCCUCCACUUGGACAUUAGAUGAUUGCUGCUUUUACUGUCCAGAUUGCUGGAAGGCCUUGGCCUGCCAUUUGUGUGGUCAUCACGAUCCCAAGGGCAUCGAUUUCAAAGGGGCUUGGAACUGCCGUGUUUGCCGCCACAAGAGGCAGGUGAAGGAGAAAGCUGGCCCCUCGCACGCUGCGUUGCAGAAAUUGAUCAUCGAUGAGAGUGCAGACUGUUGUACAUCAUCCAUCAGUAGUGCGGCCAAGUGGGAAGCAGUGCUGCUCUUAGAGGCACCACGAGGGACCGUUGCUCUUGACAAGAGAUGCUCUUCGGCAGAGACUGCCUUUGAGCUUUUGGCUGGCCGUCGGAAGGCACUUGUCCUAGGUGACUUACCCGACAAGGCACCCAAGGCUUUGGAACCAUACUCAAGAAGGAGGCAUGUGGUUUUGCUGGUGGAUGCUUCUGGGAGCAUGCGCAAUGAGGAUGAGCUUGGUAAGGAGCAAGUUAACCUGAGCAGAUUAGAUGCUGCUGAGCUUUGUUCCACCAAAUUUGCCCGGGAGCAUGCCCAAGCCCGGCCGCACGAUGUAUUCUCAGUGGUGACCUUUCACGAAAAAGCUUCUGUUGUGGCCAACCGAAUAUCCUCAGCCGAGAUGGCGCAUAUGGCUUUUGAGGAUCGAGCUGCAAAUGGAACCUUUUAUGUGCAAGGCCUCAGUGAAGCAGCACGUCUUCUCAAAGCAUCUCCGGAGUUGCAAGGAGAAGUUGUUCUUUUAUCUGACGGCCGGCCAGCAGAUACAAAACAGGCCUUGCAGUACUUCCAAGACCAAUUCAUUCGGGGACAGUUUGCCGGUGUCCAGCUGCAUGGCAUUGGAUUCGGCAACCGCGUGGAGAGCUUUGCGGCGCUGCAGCAGUUGGCCUGCUUGACGGGCGGUACGUUUGUGCUCUCUGGGAGCACAGUCAGAGGACUUUGCAACGCGUUCUCCUCUGUGUCUUCUACGAUCACAGCUAGUAGCAACAAGUGGGUCCUCGCCGAGGCAGUGGACACAACCAAAACGCCUCAGCUGAAAGUGGUUGACUUCGAGUUGCCGGAGGUGGGCAUCUUCGGCAAGAAGCACGUGCUGCGGUUCCAUGCAGCCCGCAUCUCCUUCAGCUAUGAUGGCGCGGCCUUUCACAGGCAAGAAUUCGCUGCUGGUCCUGUUGUGCGGCGGCGGAUGCCGUACAUGCGAGGAGGGAUGCGACUCGUGUAUGGCUUUCAAGAUGAGGAAGUUGCGAAGAAUGGCAGCUGGAUGGUUGCAAAGUGCUCACGCUACUCGAAUGAGAUCUUGAACUCACAGCUUGCUGUGGAAGCGCACGCCAAAUCAACUGCAGUUGCCAGAUACUUUGCUGCACGCUUCAAUGGACGCCUGCAAGCUCUUGGUGGGGAAAAGUUGGCGACUCUCCUUUUUGUGCCAUGCUUUGUCUACAAAGUUGAGGGCGAUGCCCCAAUAAAUGAGCCAAAAUGCUUCGCAGCUGAGCGGUAUUUGCCAGGAGUUUUCCUGAAAUACAACUCCAACAAUGGUUACGUGGCAGACGCAUUGCUUCACAAUGACGCCGUUCAAUCAUUUUUGCACUUUUCCUUCGAAGAGUCUGGUGGUCACUUCAUCGUUGCAGAUCUACAAGGUGUUGCCAGAGAGUCUGAGGUGCUCCUCACAGACCCGCAAGUGUUGUCCCUCACACGGGAGUAUGGUGCAGGCGACUUGGGAACGAGUGGGUACUUGCGCUGCUUGCGUGCGCACCGCUGUGGGCAAGCCUGUAAGAAGCUGGGUCUCACACCUAUCAGCUCCUCGAGAAUGAAGCGCAUCGAAAGCACUGCAGGAGCUCUCAGUGGAAGCAGCUGGCAACAAGUGAACCACACCAGCCAAGUCCAUUCUGCAAACAGCUUCGGAGACUGGGAGAAAGUCAGUGAGACUGCGGCGGCUGAGUACACAAUGAGCCAAGGAACGUCAUCAUCAAUAUCCUCUUGGAUGCAUGUCAAUCAUGACAACGAUAAAUAG